AUGAACCCGCAACCUGAAAAUGAAAAUGCACAGCGCCCGCCUGAUCGCGGAUCACACAAAGAACCAUCGAGAGAAAGCUUAGUGCAAUCGCAACCGGAGAGUCAGCUGCGCGCAACCAGCAACUCAUCGAAGAGGGGCUCAAAAAUUCCUAUAGCCCAAACUGAAACGAGAGCUCUUGGGUUACGCGAUAGAAAAGCUCUUAGGCCGUCACUGGUUCCAGAUGCAAGCCUAAGGCUGGACAUAAACUCACCAAGCAGGCGAUCAAGUGGUCUUCAGGCGUUUGCAGCCCCUCCGAGGCGAGUCUCGAGGAGAAUCCUUCCUUCAGACCUGUCAUUCAAGUCUCCGAUAGUGACACAGGGGAACAAAUUGGAUCGUGGACUACCAGAUAGUCCGGACGACCAAUUAGCAUCUGAAUUGAGUAACGCAACGGGCGAAGCCAAUUCACAUGCAGACUUGCAUGAAGGGCUCGAAGAACCUGAUCUCCCCCCAACCCCAGCGCAAUUAGGCCUAGAAAGACCCCCCGCACGUCCAAAAGGGCUACUGAGCAGUAGUCCGACUAUGCAACAUGGCAACUGGGGGAAACGACGGACCACUAACCAUCUAGAACAGAGCCCCUCUAGGCUUAGGAAUGUUCAUUAUGGAGAAGGAGACGAAGACCUACUGGAAUCUGACCCAAAUAUGGCUCAAGGACUAUUUCCAGAGCCCGUUCUGAAAAAGCGGCGAUUGACAAUGCAACUUGCCACAGAGAUAAAAAAACUUAGCGAUGACAUUGUUGAGUUGGAGAAUUGGUCAAAGAGCUUAAGUUACAAUGUCGAUGAUACAGAACUAGAUAUGGGCAAACUUAUGUCAAUAUUGUGUGAAGAUCCCAAUAGGGCAACGCCUGCAAAGCCGGGCCCAUAUGAUAUGUCUAUAUCUUCUUUAAUCUCCACGUUGCUUCCGUUUUCUACGAAGUGUUCUCCAGUAACUUCAGAGGAGCAUCCUCCGCCGAAUCCUUUUGCCCUCGAUACACUUUCUCAAGCUGAGCCAUAUCUAACAAUAUUCGCCCCAUUGAAACUCAAAUCAUAUUCAAAUACUUACUGCGGUUUGGACCCAGACAAGCACUUGGAGAAACAUACCUUGGAACUAUCUACACCGCGGCCCUUUCCUUCUAGACACCUCCACUUAGCCAUCAACUACGAAACGGAUCCAGAAACGCAGUCUGUACUCUCCAUAUCGGUGCCAAUGGCUAUUGACAACAAAGUACCGGUAUCUUUGCGCCAGUGGAUCGAAUCAAGGCUAGCGAACCCACUCUUGAAGUUGGAUGUAUCGGGUCUAUGUUGGGGCAUACAACGGUACUGGGAAGCCUCAAUAUCACGUGCUAAACUAUGGUCGCGGCUAGAAGGACAAUAUCGAGGACUGAUCAGAAGUCGUGGAACAACCAGUGAUACUGAUAAAUUGGAUGACUUCCUAGACCCCGAUGUGCCCACUCUCUCAAGUAUAAAUCCACGGAAAAUACUACCACACCUUGAGCGUACAUCUAUGCUAUUCGAGUCCGGAGGUGGAGAGUCUUUACGAGCCUACUUUUCAUGCGAACUAGCAAUCGAUGAAUGGGCAGGUGAGCCCAGGUUGGUCCCGGGGAUCAGUGUGUCUGCACCGUCCAUGAUGAAUGGCAGGUCGGGAAGCAAGGUGGAACAAGAUGUCAAAAGACUAUUUCACACAAUUUUGAACGAGAAACAGAGCGGGCGAAUAGGCACAGACGUUGAUAUCAAUGCAGAUGCGAUAGUACAUGCUGCUGAACAUAUUCUGGGUGUCUUAUUCUUUGAUGAGCCCGAAAAACAUUCUUUCAAAGUGAAGGCAAAAAAGUGA
Aspergillus nomiae NRRL 13137 is the source of this 1845-nucleotide messenger RNA. RefSeq lists its product as uncharacterized. The coding region runs from base 1 to 1845 and encodes 614 amino acids. The transcript has 2 exons. NCBI's taxonomy places the organism in Eukaryota, Fungi, Ascomycota, Eurotiomycetes, Eurotiales, Aspergillaceae. The record is from RefSeq and is a predicted model, not a curated record.